CACAAGCUUGCAUUUUUCAUACCACUCUCCGUCCCUUUCUUUCCCCUUGCAGACUCAGAAGUCUUCAAAUCCUCCUCCUCUUUUCCUGCUUCUUCAUCCGCAACUUCAUCUCCAAAGUGUUAGGGAUGACUCUUGACUGGUUUUGAUGAACUUGUCUGCAAAAUUAUAGCACAAAAUAAGAAAGUGCUUUCUUUCGUUUCAUUUAAUGACGGAGGACAUCAAUUCCAUGCCAAGAUUGGUGACUCGUUGGGUUAUCCGAGGAUACGAAGUAUGAAUGUCAAACCAGUUGAAGAAGGCGUAUACGCAACCCUUAGCCUUCUUGCAGAAUUUGAAGCAUCCUUGGGAGGAAUAUUCCAGCUAACUCCCUUCAGGAAUUAUUGCCUUAUAUAUCAGCCCAUUAAUAGCCCACUUUUAUAGCAGUUCGCUACAAAUUACUCCUCUUUCUUCAAUUCUUUAUUGAGGAGAAUGCUUCAGAGAAUUUAACAAGUUUUUAAAUGGAAAAAGAUGCCCUCGCGCAUGAUCUGAAUGUCCUUGGCCUCAGAGGCCUCUUUCAGAACAGACGAACGGUUUCAAGAAGGUGUAUAACUUGUACGAAAGGAGGGUGGAGAGUGGAGGACAUCCCUUGCUUCCUGCAACUCCAAUGGCAAUGGUGGAUAUUGAACCUAAAUAUGUUGAUAGCGAUAAUGUCAUGAAGAUCCUUGAAGCUGAAGGUGUUGAGUUUCUUCUAUCUUGUGAAGGACAGGUACCCUUGUCAUCUUGCAAUGGGAAAACUAUCUGCCUUUUCUUCUCUGCAAACUGGUACAGGCCUUGCAGAACAUUCGUUCCCCAUCUGGUUGAACUUUAUCGCACAUUGAGAAAUAAGGGUGUAAGCUUAGAGAUUAUCUUCAUCUCUUUUGACCGUGAUGAGGAUGCAUUUCAACAGCACUUCAAGAAUAUGCCAUGGCUGACCGUACCAUUUGAUGUUAAUUUGCACAGAAAACUCAUUAACAGAUACAGAGUGGAUCGAAUCCCAUCAUUCAUUCCAUCGUCCCCAAAGGGCAUCACUGGAGAAGAAGACUGGAUAAGUUGCAUUGAGGAUUACGGUGCUGAAGCAUAUCCUUUCACAACUAAGAGACGUGAGGAAUUGAAAGUCUUGGAUAAGAGAAAGCGGGAAGAAGGAAGUUUGGAAGAAUUAUUGGGUCAUGAAGGGCGCAACUUUCUCAUCUCCAUGGAUGACAGAAAGGAACCAAUAUCUAAACUGGCGGGAAAAACAGUUGGCCUCUACUUUUGUGCUUAUUGGUCUCCUCCUUGCCGUUCCUUUACUGUCCAACUUACAGAAGUAUACAACAAUCUUAAGACAACAACAGACCACUGCUUUCAGAUUGUUUUGAUCUCAACAGACAGAGACAUCCAAGAGUUCAACGUCAACAAAAGUAGCAUGCCAUGGCUUGCUAUUCCAUAUGAAGACAGAACAAGGCAUGACCUUUGUAGAAUCUUUGAUAUCAAAGGCAUUCCAGCAUUAGUUCUCAUUGGACCAGAUGGUAAAGUCACAAGUAUGAAUGGGAAGUUUAUGGUAUGCACUUACGGCUCUGAAGCUUUCCCAUUUACAGAAUCAAGGAUAAGGGACAUAGAAGCAGCUCUGAGAAAGGAAGGAGAGGCUUUGCCUCAAGAGGUUGAGGAUGUGAAGCACGAGCAUAUGCUGAAGUUGGAUAUGGCCAAAGCAUACGUUUGUGAUUUCUGUAAAAAACAGGGAAGGUUCUGGGCUUUCUCUUGUUGUCUCUGUGAUUAUGACCUUCACCCUAGUUGUGUUGAAGAAAAGGUGAACGAAGAUGAUAGCUUGUAAAACAACACGAUCACACCACUUCUAAGUGGGCAACCGAGUUAUAUUAACUAGAUAUUCUUUA
This is a messenger RNA of Prosopis cineraria, 1883 nucleotides long. RefSeq names its product probable nucleoredoxin 3. The coding region runs from base 641 to 1822 and encodes 393 amino acids. The transcript has 5 exons. The record is from RefSeq and is a predicted model, not a curated record. Lineage: Eukaryota; Viridiplantae; Streptophyta; Magnoliopsida; Fabales; Fabaceae.